AGUCUACCGCGGACCAUCGCGAACCCCUUCGGAUCCAGCAUCCUCGGCGAAUCGCUUCAACGGACGGAUCCGCCGCGAGGGAAAAGGAAAAACGCGAUCUGGAGCCCGUUCGGCCUGAUCUGGGACCGGAAAAUACUGCAAGAGCAACGGAGACGGAAACGGAGACGAAGACGGAGGAGCAGAGGCCGGUCGUGGGAGAGGAAGGGAGUACCGACUCGCUCGUAGCGGCGCACCAGGAGAAGGAGGAGGAGGAGGACCACGACGACGAAGAGCGAGAAAGAGCAGGAUCCUCCAGUGAUACGACACCGGGCAGCACGCGCGCCGGCUCGUCGGCUUUAUCGCGCGCGAACUGGAAACGAACUUGUUCGUUCAACUCCGCCCGAAGCGCGCGAUUUCGAACCUACGGGAUACCACAGUUGUUUACUUAUGCUCAGUGAAUCGAUUCAUAGGAUUAUCUACACGAAUCACUGGUCGAUCGCUUAGGAAUCGACUGUUGGAGUGACUGCGACUGGUUCCUCGGAUCAAUUUUGGACAACUGACAUCGCGGAAAUAUUUCUCCGAAGACUUUCUUCCGCGUACCAUCCACUCGCCGAGUGAAAUUCGAUCCACCGGUGUCGCGCUUUCUACCCAUCUUUCGGCCAUUUCAAACGGAUCUCGCAAAAUACUCUUUCGAUUCGGUCGUCCUCCAGUGAAAACGCAAACAUCUCCAGCUAACUUGUCCGCCGCGCCGGUUCCGCGAGUGUCCUACUCGUCGCGCGAUCACAGCGACGGACGAAAUUCUCUGGAUAAGUAACUUUUGUUUCGACUUUUCGUGGAACCAACGGAAGUCGACACGAUGGUGUAAACGUUCCAAAUUUUGAUUCGAAUAAUAUUCCGCCGUAUUCUCGCGCAAAGGAUAUCCGUCGAUCGAUCGCGAUCGCAGUGCUCGUCAGCGUUGUCAAAGAAUUCCCGUUUCCCGUCGUUUCGUUUCGAUUCGGUCGUCCAACCGUCGCUAGCACGGAUAAGACUGCGAUGGUGACGCGUGCGUCUCGGUGACGUCGUGACAUGUGCGAUAGCCCGUUAUCGUCGUCGUGGUGGUCAUCGUCGACGGGAAGAAAGGGAUCGCCGGCGGUAGUUGUCGGCUGGCGGGAAACAGCCAGAGGCAGGAGCACGUGGACGACAGGCACCGCGACGAGGGCCGGCGGCGCGACAGGUUGAAAAGAUGCUGGCACUGGCGAUGCGCCGCGAACACACGACCGGCCGCAGUAAUUACGAGCCCGCGAAUCCGCUCGCGGGUUUCGAGCACUUGCAGCACAACAGCGGCGGCAAUCCGUUCGCGGUUGUUCCCGCGUCGUCGGAGGCCCGGCUGCGCGAACCCGGCCCGGAGCCCGACGGCGAACUGCAAGAGUUCGUAGACAUCGCCCAGGUUCAGCAACUUUUGCAGCAACAGCAACAGCAACAGCAACAACAGCAACAACAACAGCCGCAACAUCACCACCAUCAUCAUCAGCAACAGGUGGCGGCGGCCGCGGCCGCGUCUUGCAUCUGGGGAGCGGUUUAUCCUCCGCCGCCGCCUGCGCUGGGAUAUCAUCAUCACCACCAUCACCAUCACCACCCGCAGCCACCACCUUCAGGCGAGGACACGCAGUGCGGUACCGAGGAAGCUGUCGUCGUUGGCCAGGGAGGCGACCCGCUCCAGAGGAUGACGAUGGACGGCAUGGAAGUGGUGGGCACGCAGCCCCACGCAGCCACCAGCCCGUUUCUGCUCUCGUCGCCGCCCCUUGGCCAUCAUCAUCAUCAUCAUCAUCACCCCACCUUCAAUCUCCAAACGGUGCAACUCAGCUUCGACGCGUGUCUACCGUACAACGCGGCGACGUCCUCGAACUCGAUUGUUUGCGGUGUCGGCGCCACGUCGUCGCCAGUUCCCACCACUUGCACCUCUUCGACGAAUUCCAACAAAACGAUACCCACCCUCUCUUUGCACCCGCAACAUCAAAACAAUACCGAUACCACGGAACACCAUGGCCCGCAACACCAUCACCAUCAUCAUCACCAUCAUCAACGGCUCGGUGACCAUCAGCAUCAUCGACACGUCGAUGCCUCCUCGCCGUCCAACGACUCCACCGACGGUAAACGACGGUUGCAGUCCGGCAACGACGAGAAGGACUGCUCGAGGGACUGCAGGGACGAUCUUCAGGAUCCUAUCGAGAAGGAUAAGCCAGGUGACCUAAACACGCCGGUUACCACCAGCAGCGAUUUACCGUCCUUCUUCGGCCCCUCCGCGCUCGUCGAGCCACCUCCUAUUUCAGGCAGCCUGGCGGGCGAAGAUCUUUCCCUGGAAGAGGCGACAGCGGAGGACGAUGAGACGACAACAUCAGCCAGCAGGGAUCACCGACAUCAUCAUCACCAAGAGUCUCAGGACAACGGUACGCCUGGGGCGCCUUCGUCGAACAGUCCGCCGCGUCAUCAUCAAGCUCAAGACGACGCGGAUCGUUGCAACGUACUGCAAGGCGGUGUGAUCCUCUACUCUUCCCCGCAUUCCACGUCGUCGGUGUCAUCGGCGCCCGCGACCAGCGUCAACAUUUGCAACGUGCCGACGCUGACCUACCGCGGUGUCUUUACCACCACCUGCGCCCAAUCCUCGCCUCUGAAUACCCUGCAAAAUCAACAGCAGCAGCAGCAGCAGCAGCAGCAACAACAACAACAACAACAGCAACCCCAACAGCAACAGCCGGCGAGUCAGGAGCUCUGGGGUCCGUUACCCUCGCCGACCCUGACCUUGACGGGUCAACCGUUCCUUCACCCCACUCUGCACUCGUCCCCGUACGGCGGUGAGACCGUCGAACUUCUCCAGGUCGAAUCGAAACCACCCCCGCCGCCAGGUUACCACGAUACGCCUACCUCCACCCCGGCUGGCUGGUUAACGGCGCACGAAGAGGCUUACGACCCGAAUCUCCUGUCCCACCACCAUCCUCAUCACCAUCAUCAAGAGACGACGCUGAAGCAGGAGCCGACAGGGACGGGCGGAUACGGUCCAGCCGUUCAACAGCAGCAACAGCAACAGCAACCUCAGUCGAGUCAACAACAGCAACAGCAACCUCCACCAUCCGCUGGUACGGGCGUUCAGCUCGCCGAAUACAACCCUAGCACGUCCAAGGGGCACGAGAUUCUCUCGCAGGUUUACCAACAGAGCGCUCUGCCACUCAGGCUGGUCCCGGUGAAGCCGCGAAAGUAUCCGAAUCGACCGAGCAAAACUCCGGUGCACGAACGACCAUACGCUUGCCCGGUGGAUGGUUGCGAUCGUAGGUUUUCUCGCAGCGACGAGCUCACCCGACACAUUCGUAUUCAUACCGGCCAAAAACCGUUUCAAUGUCGCAUCUGUAUGCGCUCUUUCUCCAGGAGCGAUCAUCUGACCACUCACGUUAGAACUCACACCGGCGAGAAGCCUUUCUGUUGCGAUCAAUGCGGUAGGAAGUUUGCGAGGAGCGACGAGAAGAAACGACACGCCAAGGUGCACCUAAAACAGAGGCUGAAGCGCGAGGCUACCCAUGCCUCGGCCAGAAAUCACCCUCAGAGCCACGCUUCGCCGCCUUGCAAUCAGUAGAAGGCAUCCUUCGAUCGGUUGACGAUCAACGUCGAUCUCCACGCGCAUUCCUUCGAUCUUUUUGCCAAUCGUGCUCACUCGCGAUGCAGCUUCUCUCCUUGCCAGGCGACGAGGAAACGACGGAGACCUUUAGGCGGAACGCACAGACUGCCGUCACCGACUGAUCCGUCAUCGAUCGUCGUCGGUUUGCCAGCGAUCGGCCUCCAUCGGCCCCCAUCGGCCCCGAUGGACUCUCGACGCUGCAUUUUCGAUGCUGUAACCACGCGUGAUACCGAAUUUUCGGACAUUAGUAUGUAAGAAAUCCCAGGAGGAUUUAUCGUCGAAUCCUUUUGUAAAUAUCCGUACGUGGACAUUUUUAUUUUUCAACGUCGAACGGAACCGCGUGUCCGUCGCUUGCAUGUGCAAUCGGAUCGAUUCAUCGACUCUCUCGCGAGCUGUGCUUCUCGUCGAGAAUGAUCGAGAGAACGCGAAAUUGCAAUCUGUCGAGCAUCUCCGGGCAAAGUCGCGUUCUCGCCUUCUUCUCUUUCGAGUUCUUCUUUUCCGUCUUUUGUUGUCCUCGUUGGGUUCCUUACGCCCGCGGUCUGUACCCGCGCAUCGCAUCGUUACGAGACUGUCGCUGUAGUUGCAUUUAGCUUUCGCGGUGGAACGAGUUUGAACGGACGAACGAUUCCUAGCUCUACCGGGUACGCUGUUAAGUUGUUUCGCUCGACUACGGUCGGUAUCGGUUCUCGAAUGCGAACGUUCGAAACGAACAACACGUCGGGGAUCGUUAUUUACGGGCUCGCGUUUUAUGCACUUGUUUGCGAUCGGGAACGAUCCAGAGAGAAGCGGAUGCGAAAAAUCUCGCGUUGAAUACGUGCGCGAAAUAUUCCGGUGUCACGAGAUACUGCAACCACGUUCUCGUACGGAUGGCGUAGAAUCGAUACCGCCCGCAGCUUCCGGGAAUCUGGGAGGAAUUCAUCGAAGGAGAUAGAGAGAGACGGCGCGCAUUCGAUCGCAUGCAAACGAGCGCGGAAAAGGAAAAAUGCUGCGCGCGCGCCCUUCUUCAAUCGAUCGGGGAUCGAGCGUGUAUCGAUCCCGUCGACUUCCUCGCGAUCGAUAACGGAUAGACGAUUCCCGAUCUUUGUCGUGCGAGCGUCCGUCCAGUGCCGGACUAAGAUUUUCGUAAUCCCUGAGAAACAAGUCGAAAAAAAAUAAAGCUACAAUCACUGUUUACCAUUACAUUUUAAACACAACAUGGAAGAUCAUUUGGUCGAUGACAUAGUUUGAAAAUGUAACGAUAUAAAUGGAACGUACAAAUCCGACGUAAAAAGUCCUUCCAGAAUGCGUGCGGACCCAGCUUAUGCCUUUCGUGUCAGUAUCACGAGGAGGUUCGCCCUCUCGUGUUCCCCGAGCGAGUCGUUAGUCCCUAAAGCCCACCCCUCGAUCCGGCCCUAUGUCUCUCCCUUCCGCGACAGCGCGAAAUUCUAACAGCGUCGAUCGAAACGAUUCAAAAAGUACGCGCUUUUCAAUCAGGGAAUAUCGAAAAGUAUUUUCUAUGUAUUUUUAUAAGCGCUCGAACGAAUUUAUUCGUUGAAUGUUCGUUCGAGAUCCUACGGGGAAGGCAUUAGCACUGGACGAUGCUCAAAAUCAGGGUCUGCGUCCAAAAGGAGGACGUUUGAAAUUGCACGGUCGGUUUAGCGGGCUAACGAGGACGCACACCCUGAUCUCGUUGCAAGAAUCGGUCCACAUACUCUUUUGCGUCCUCGAACCUCGUGUCUUUCAAUCAUACAAUCGAACAAUCGCUUCGUAUCGUCCUCUACCUCUCGAACGCGUCCACGUGUCUCGUUCCUACUUCAAAACGCCCUUCGUGUUCCAGACACGCUAAAAUCUCGCACUUUUCUCACGUAUUUUCCAGUAAACCCUCAUUUCUUUUUCUCUCUCUCUCUCUCUCUCUCUCUCUUCCUAUUUCCUUUUCACGAUCCAACCGAACAAACGGCUAUCUUUUCCUAGAUUUUCGAAAAGUCAACCCCGUCGCGAUCCCUCGUUAACAAUUCUUUCACCGCCAACAAACCCCACAAGUAUGUAAAUCGUUAUUAAUCGUGAUCAUCGUUGUUGAACCGGGAGUUUUCCUUUGUAAAUAUGUAUAUAUAUAUAACAUGUUAUAGAUAUGUAUACAUGGGUUACGUGUCUAAUCGUACGAGCAGAGACAGAGAGUGACAGAGGGAGAGAAAGGGAACCCGUUAAAAUCUUUCACUUUCCUCCUUUUAAUCUUGCCGCCCUACUUUCCCCUCCUUUCCUAUCGGCUCUCCUUCCCAAUCGUUCCCUCCCUCCCGCUACGUCGCGAUCAUUUACGUGUAAUAUAAGUAUGAGUUUAGCCACGAUUAAUAUUAUGUAUAUGUUGCUCUAUUUAUUAACAAAACCUCUAUAUAUAUAUAUAUGUAUAUUGAAGAAAGAUAUAUAUAUAAAGAUAUACAGAAAGAUAUACAUAUAUAUGUAUAUAUAUAUGGAUAUACAUAUAUAUUGUUAAAAUUAAAGGAUUAUUUUUAUUAUGAUUAUUAUAUUAAAAUUGUAUUAAUAACGAUUACGAUUAUCAUGAAACGUUCUCUAUCACGAUGUUUACAUCGACGCGUGUGCGAUAUUAUCCGCUAUUGUUCUAGAUAGGUCGGAAAAUAUGUUGGCAGUGGAACGGGUACGCGCACGCGCGUUCUUGAUGAAUAAAAACAGAGAGAGAAAAAGAUUACGCGUGAGUGUAUAUAUAACGUAUGUGUAUGCGUGUGUAGGAGAGAACGAGAAAGUCAAAAAAAUAGUGAGAAAAGGAAGAUACAGAACUUUUUUUUACGGAUGAUAUUACGCUAUAGUUGGGUAAAUUAUGUGUAACUACUACGCCAUAUGGUGCUCCGAGUGCAAUGCACAGAGAAAAGAAUCUUUCGACUAUCUGUAUAUUUAUGUUGUAAUCAUCGUUGCCGUUUAAUCUGGCUCGUUCCCUACGACGAUUAUUAACAAAAAUACAAAGUUAACAUUGAACAGCAAAA
This is a messenger RNA of Hylaeus volcanicus, 6597 nucleotides long. RefSeq names its product alpha-protein kinase 1-like. The coding region runs from base 1202 to 3583 and encodes 793 amino acids. Gene Ontology annotation, biological process: regulation of transcription by RNA polymerase II. The transcript has 3 exons. NCBI's taxonomy places the organism in Eukaryota, Metazoa, Arthropoda, Insecta, Hymenoptera, Colletidae. Gene Ontology annotation, molecular function: RNA polymerase II cis-regulatory region sequence-specific DNA binding; DNA-binding transcription factor activity, RNA polymerase II-specific. The record is from RefSeq and is a predicted model, not a curated record.